Molecule: messenger RNA, 3557 nt
Organism: Xiphophorus hellerii (green swordtail)
Lineage: Eukaryota; Metazoa; Chordata; Actinopteri; Cyprinodontiformes; Poeciliidae
Product: leptin receptor overlapping transcript-like 1
Exons: 4
Coding region: 97-492 (131 amino acids)
Biological process (GO): negative regulation of growth hormone receptor signaling pathway; late endosome to vacuole transport via multivesicular body sorting pathway
Cellular component (GO): endosome
Source: RefSeq, a predicted model, not a curated record
UCCUCAUCCGUAGAGGAGGGAGGAAGGAGGAGGAGAAGAAGAGGGGGUACUGUUAUCAUCCGUCAGGGCAGUGUGUCGAGCUUUUGUCCAGGAGAAAUGGCCGGGAUCAAAGCUCUCAUCAGCCUCUCCUUCGGAGGGGCCAUCGGCCUCAUGUUCCUCAUGCUUGGCUGUGCCCUACCAGUAUAUGACAAAUACUGGCCUUUGUUCCUCCUCUUCUUCUACAUCCUCUCGCCCAUCCCUUACUGCAUCUCGCGGCGGGUGGUUGAUGACACAGACUCCGCUAGCAACGCCUGCAAAGAGCUGGCCAUCUUCCUCACAACGGGCAUCGUCAUCUCAGCCUUUGGCCUGCCCAUCGUCUUUGCUAGAGCUGAACUGAUCGCCUGGGGGGCGUGCGCGCUCGUGUUAACAGGUAAUGUAGUCAUCUUCGGGACCAUCCUGGGCUUCUUCCUGGUCUUCGGCUCCAACGACGACUUCAGUUGGCAGCAGUGGUAAAACGGCCAAAUGAAGGAGAGCGGCAGGGGAAGGGGGGACCUUAGUCUGAACUGUUUUUAUUAGCAUUACAAUUAUUAUUAUAGUAUUACUGUUUGGUUGUUGUUGUUAUUCAUAUGAUGACCACCCAUCCAUAGACUUACACCAGACCAGUGCAAUAUUUUGUUUUAUUUUUAAAUCGCCUGCUUUAUGUUGAACUGACAAGAAAGAUGGAAAAUGCUGACUUGUACUAUGAUUUUAUUUUUUAAAUUUUGUUUUAGGUUUUGUUCUCAAAUAACGACAAGAUUUCUUGUCGUUAUUUGACCUACUGCUUAAGUCAUAAAGAACAACAUGGCAAGUUGCCGUUGGUAUUAAAGGGUGACAUUUUGCUAAAAUAGCGCAGAUUUUGACAUCUUCUGUAAAUGUAAAGUGACCUACAUUACUCUUCGACACUUGGUGAGAACCUGACUGCUAGGGCAGGAAUCAAUAAUGAGCGUCUUUUGAAGAAGUCAUAUGUGGCUUUUCCUUUUCACUUGGGUUCAGGCUUGUAUCUCUGCAAACAGAUGUUCUCUCCUUCAUUUGGCUCAGACACCAAGGAAAAAAACAAUACUCUUUUAUCUAAUUGUCAUGGAAAAACAUUUCAGAGGAUUGUUUUAAUGCAAUAUGCAGGCAUCAGCAGAUAUUCAGUACUGGCAUUAAAAGAUAAAAUAACUACUAACAAUGCAUUUUCCCUCAUGAUAAACGUUAUGCUCGCAAACACACUCAUUACUUUUAAAAUUUGCUUUGAAAGUCAACAGAAACUUAACGUUUCAUACUGCCUGUAAAAUAUGAUUACAUAUGACAUUUAAACCUUUUUUUGAUUAGCAAAUAACACCAGGAGAAAGAACAGCAGGCUGGCACGCACCCAGACAUCAGAUUUUAUUACCAUCUUACUUAGCAUCCAUUUGCUCUGAUUGUACCCUGUGUGAGACAUCUACACUGUAACGCCCAGAAAGCAAGAAAAACCUUGCUUUUUUCAGCAACUAGCUUAGCUUCAGGACAGCAGCGCUGUUAGAAAAACCACAUAAAGGCGCCUAAUUAUCAUUAACAACCUUUAAACGUUGCAAUUUGACUCCUUGAUCGUAUCAAUGAACCUGCAUAAGUGUUAAUUAAGCACAUUUGCUCCGUUUCCAGGGUAAAAACUCCAGCGCAUUCACUGCUUUAACUCUGGAGGUUGUCUCUGAGGUCUACGACAUUUUGCUCUAGCAUGCAGCUUGAGGCCGUUAAACUGCUUUAGGAUCUAAACGUGGAGUUAAGCUGCAGCCUGAAUGCAGCUCUUCUCUGAGGGGAAGGUUUAGAUCUUCAGGUUGCAUCGUUUAUUUACGUUUUCUCCAUUAUGUGUCGAGCCCUGAUGGUGCCUCUUCCUCUGGCAGAUUCCCAGACAUAUUAUCUCACAAUCACAGUUUGUUCUUCAGACUUAAUGCUGUUGUAUUAUUUAUUGUAAUGUCCUUCGUAGCAACUCAAAAUCACCAAAUUACCACAAAAGACAGACAAUGUAUGGAGGAGUUUCUGUUAAAUAAUAACAUUUUUAAUUCCUCUGACCCCAACUUGACACUUCAUAUAGUGAAGAUUAAACAAGCUAUAAAAAUGGCUGAAUGAUUUUAAUGGUUACCAACAUAAUAGAUCUGUCAGCGGAUUUUAAUUAUUCUUUCUAAAAAUUCUAAACUGAUCAGAAAUUCUGGAUUAGUUAUCAGACUCAGAGAUUUAUAUAGAACUAGUUAAAACAGCACAAAAUCUAAAAACUGUAAAGAUAAAUAUCAGUGUUCAUCCUGAGGGAAUAAAAUUAUAGCUUUUGUUUCUUAUUCUGGGCAGAAUGCUUUUUAUGCAUGCUGUCUGAAAAAUAUGAGAUGGAUGUGCUGCAGAAGUAUAAAAUACCUUUAUUCCUGUUCUUUCAGCCUCCAGUAUAAUAACUAAUUCCUCUGUUCUUGCAGAGAAUGUAUUGGUUUUUAGAUCACCUCAUUUUGUCAGUAGAUAUAAAAACUGUAGCUGCAUCUUUCCACUGUCUCUCUCUUCAGGGCUUUAUUUGCUUUCUUAAAAGACAGGGUUACAUAUUUUCUUGAGGUUAAAUCCUUAAUCAUUCAGUUAAAAGUAAAUUUUAGCAACCAAUCCACUUUGCUCAGAUCAAAUUAAGAACAUGAGUUUGUUUUACGUCGUUUUUUUUUUUUUACUAGAGAUGCAUUGAUCCGGAUUUUAUUGACUGAUACCAGUUUUUUGUUUUCUUUUGUUCCGAACUGCCAAUUCAGAUUUUUGUUGUAAGGACUGUAAAAACUUAAAUGUGUAAAUUUGAAUUUAAUAAUGAAAAAGUUUCAUUGAUAAACUUUUUACUAAAUUAAAAACGAAGCGCAUCAACAACCCAGAUGUUCACUGAUGCAUUUACAGAGCCGUAAAAUUGGGAUUUUUGAUUCAUUCAGUGAAGGCCAGGACUAAUCAACCAGUUUCAAUCAAAACUAGAUGCCACAUGGUAUUUAGCUUUUACAGAAAUCAAAAUAUGAUUGACCAAAAACAUUUAGCCUCCAUUUUCAGAACUGCUAAUUAAAAUGUAUUGCUUUUUUCUCUGUUUUUUUACACGACCCGAUCAAAGGCAUUGAUCAUAUUAAAAGCUUAACUUCACACAAUCUUAAUAGUUUCUGUUAAAAACAUUGAAUAAAAAAAGCUGCUACUGACUUUUAUGUGACUAUAACAAUGUUUGGUUGUAUGCAAGUCCAUCUGCAGGAUGACCUCCAGAGGUGUGAACAUCUGUAUGUUUCCAGUUUUAAGCUCAAUAAGUUAAAUGUUCUCAAGUUUAUUUUGUUUCAUAGUCUGCUGUGAAAGCCCUUUGAUGUGACAGAGGCUGGUGUGAAGCUCUGGGAUGGGUUUCUGUGUUUUUCUGUUUGUUUCUGUUGCUCAUGAUGAUGAGAGGAUAUUGUAUUUAUUUAUUUUGUCGAAUGAACGCUCAGUUCCUUUUUUUUUUUAUCUACAACACUUGUGUUGAAAGAACGACGGUCUGCAUGGUGAUUUCCUUUUUUUUUUCUCCUUUUUUUAUUUUUAAUAAAUGCCAUUUUUGAACAUCC